Osmerus eperlanus (European smelt) is the source of this 1195-nucleotide messenger RNA. RefSeq names its product DnaJ heat shock protein family (Hsp40) member B13 (gene dnajb13). Bases 152 to 1102 code for a protein of 316 amino acids. The record is from RefSeq and is a predicted model, not a curated record. Gene Ontology annotation, cellular component: cytosol. The transcript is spliced from 8 exons. NCBI's taxonomy places the organism in Eukaryota, Metazoa, Chordata, Actinopteri, Osmeriformes, Osmeridae. Gene Ontology annotation, molecular function: protein-folding chaperone binding.
UUUUUUUUCCCAGUAUUCAUUUCGGUGCGUCCAUAGCAACCAAAUCUAGAGACCGCAACGGAGAAGUUAGAAGUCUGUUGAUAGUACCAGCUGAAAACGCAACAACACACAACGUUUCAUUUAAUUUUUUUGUUGUUAGAUACAUUAAAAAAUGGGUAGAGAUUACUAUACCGCAUUGGAAAUAUGUAGAAGUGCCGCAGACGCAGACAUCAAGAAAGCAUACCGACAACUUGCUUUGAAGUACCACCCUCACACAAAUCAUAAACCGGGUGCUAAAGAAAAAUUCAAUCAACUUGCAGAGGCCUAUGACGUUUUGAGCGACCCUCGAAAAAAGGCAACGUAUGACAAAUUUGGGGAAGAAGGUCUGAAAGGUGGUAUCCCACCUGAGUUUGGAGAGAAUGGUGCUUGGUCUUCUGGAUACGUCUAUCAUGGGAACCCUGACAAAGUAUUCAGACAGUUCUUUGGAGGUGACAAUCCAUUUGCAGACUUCCACACAAAAGAUGGGAAUGAAGUUGCCAUCGGGUUUGGUGGCCUGCGAGGAAGAGGAGUAAAAACGCAAGACUCCCCCAUUGAAAGAGAUCUUCACUUGGCCCUUGAGGAUCUCUUCUUUGGAUGCACCAAAAAGAUCAAGAUAUCCCGUAGGGUCAUGAAUGACGAUGGGCACACAUCUAGCAUCAAAGACAAAAUACUGACAAUUAUUGUAAAGCCUGGUUGGGAUGAAGGCACAAGGAUAACUUUCCCAGAGGAGGGUGAUCAGGGACCCAAUAGUAUUCCUGCAGACAUUGUGUUUGUUGUGCGUCAGAAAAAUCAUCCCCGGUUUGUACGGGCUCACAAUGAUCUUGUCUAUACGGCUCAGAUAUCUCUGGAAAUGGCCCUGACUGGCUUUUCUAUUGAUGUGGAGACAUUGGAUGGCAGACUUCUCAACAUCCCUGUCAACGACAUUGUUCACCAGAAAUACAGCAAAGUGGUGACUGGAGAAGGUAUGCCUCUGUCCCAAGAUCCUGCUCAGAGGGGAAGCCUCAUCAUCCAGUUUGAAACUGAAUUCCCCCAGAAGCUUUCUGCUGAGAAGAAACGCCUGAUCAAGCAAGCCUUGGCUGUCUGAUGCAAAAGUCUAAGUUGUAUUGCCUCCCUUUGACUUGACACAAAACCAGUCACUGCAAAAGGACCUUGAGACAAAUAAAAGAAACUUGUUAAA